This is a messenger RNA of Electrophorus electricus (electric eel), 6072 nucleotides long. It is a transcript of the gene camsap2b, whose product is annotated as calmodulin regulated spectrin-associated protein family, member 2b. Gene Ontology annotation, molecular function: calmodulin binding; microtubule minus-end binding; spectrin binding. Lineage: Eukaryota; Metazoa; Chordata; Actinopteri; Gymnotiformes; Gymnotidae. Gene Ontology annotation, biological process: negative regulation of microtubule depolymerization; neuron projection development; cytoplasmic microtubule organization. The record is from RefSeq and is a predicted model, not a curated record. Gene Ontology annotation, cellular component: microtubule minus-end.
GAGGGAGGGGAGAGGGAGAGAGAGAGAAAGAAAGAGGGAGAGAGAGAGAGGUUGACUGACUUCAGGGGAAAUACUCAAAGUUAAAGAAAGAGGAAAAUCCGUAAAAAUGACACGCGAGAAUGAUAAAACGUCAUCCUAGAACCUACGUGCUUAUCGCACUGACGCCCCUAAACAUGGCCGAGUAGAGCCUUCACGGUUCAUCCUAGAAGUGGAUCCGCUACGGUAACGGGAUCAUGCCAGGGAACGGGUGAACGGGGGAACACUACCGCAGUCGUCUGGGCUCGAGCGCGCUGCCGAGCGGCACGUCCCUCAAGCGCGGCGCGGGCGUGGAGAGCGAUACUCGGGAACCGGCGGCUCGAGCACUGUACCGCUAUUCGCACGAAGGUUUUCGCUGGAAUGUCAUCGGCGCGUCCGCGCUCGUGGGCUCUAAUGCAUCCCCGCGUGGAUCCCACGAUGGGAGACGCCAAGCAGUGCGCGAGGACAUUCGUCGUCCCGGACAUCAAACCGUUUGAUCAUUAUGAUUUCACGAGGGCUAAAAUCUCGAGCAGUUUAACGUGGCUCGUGGCCAAAGCCUUUGGGCCAGACAGUGUCCCCGUGGAGCUGGAGGACCCAUUCUAUAAGGACCAGUACGAGCAGGAGCACCUGAAACCUCCUGUGGUGUCCCUCCUGCUGUCGGCGGAGCUCUACUGCAGGGCUGGGAGUCUCAUCCUCCGCAGUGAUGCCGCCAAACCCCUCCUGGGCCACAACGCCAUCAUCCAAGCCCUCGCUCAGAAGGGCCUGUACAUCACCGACCAGGAGAGACUUGUCACCGAGAGGGACCUCUGCCAAACGCCCAUCCUGAUGAGUGCACACCUGGCGAUGAUGGACACCCUGAUGAUGGCGUACACCGUGGAGAUGAUGAGCGUGGAGAGAGUGCUCACCUGUGUGCAGAAGUUCUCCCCUCUCUCCCCCGAGGAAGACUUCCCUUAUGAUGCAGAGGAGGCCGUGACCACCUGGACUAACAAGGUAAUUGAAUUCUUAAGGGAGAUCUUGGCUCAAGAACAAACAAGAAAUGCAGUUGAGGGCAAAUGUGCAAUUCAGAAGACGUGGUCCAGGAGGGAGGACGCUAAAGCACAGCUGGCCCUCUGUCUCCCCCUGGUGGACAACCUGCUGAAGGACAACACAGAUGGCUGUGCCCUGGCUGCGCUGCUGCAUUUCUACUGUCCUAGUGCAGUGCCACUGGAAGAUAUCUGCGUGAAGGAGACGAUGUCAUUGGCCGACAGCCUGUAUAACCUGCAGCUGAUUCAGGACUUCUGCAGGGAGAACCUGAACAACUGCUGCCACUUCACACUGGAGGACAUGGUGUAUGGUUGUAGCUCCAUCAGGAGUAACUACCUUGUGUUUAUGGCAGAGCUGUUCUGGUGGUUUGAAGUCGUCAAACCCUCUUUUGUUCAACCUCGAAUGCUUGAAACCAAAGUGUCUGAUCCGGUCCAGGCAGCACCCAUGGCUCCCGUAAGCAAGCCAAGUCUGAUCUCCAGCACCAACAGCCCUGUUGAUGACCUCAGCGUCAGGACACCAACUGUCGCCAGCUCAGGUGGGAUAAAGAGCUCCACCUCCCUGCUGUAUGUGGAUACCUGCACUAGGACGUGGCCUCAGGAGAGACGGAGUGCCUCUUCUGGGAUCUCGUUUGAGAUUCCGUUGGACGACCCUGUGUCUGGCUCAGUGGAUCACGGUUUGAGUCGUUCUGCGAGCUCGGAUGGCCUCGGGUUCAAAGUUCACCACGCAGCACGGGGCAUACGCAAGAACCUCUCCUUCCAGCCUGUUAACGGGCGCGCACACACGCCGCUGCGGGAGGAAGAGGAUGACGAAGGAGCGCAGCGCCGUCGUUUUGGAGAUGAGCCUAAUGACUCCAGGUGCACUAACGGUGUCCUUCUGAAGCCCACCAUGGAGGAGGCUUUGAAGAUCAUCCACGAUUCCGAGCGCACCCACGGCAGUCUGCGGCCCCCUGGCGAAGACAACGCCUUCUUCCUCCACAGCCCCGCCCCGAACCCGGACCCCGAGGACAGCCUGCCCAAAGCUCACGUUGACGAUGGAGAGCCGAACUCCGCGUCCACGGACAUGGACACAGGAAUUCACGUCUGCACGGAGGACAUUCAGGACGGGCAGGACGAGGACUCCUCCCUGAAGGACUAUUCUGACAUGGACCAGGAUUACGAGGCGCGGUCCUGCCCGCUACCCGACGCUGGCGGUGCUUUCAGUCCCGUUCCGAGCCUGCUGGGGGUACGCUCAUUGGCCACGAGCUCCACCUCCUCCAUAGGCUCCGCCUCUCGCGUGCGCAUGACCAGCUUUGCCGAGCAGAAGUUCCGCAAGAUGGGGCACGGGGACGGGUGGAGUGGUGGCAACACAUCUGAGAGCGAAGCGUGCGCCACGCCGGCCGCCGACACGCCCGACGAGCGAAGUCCCCGGGGUGUCAUGAAGCCCCGCGACCCGUCCAGCCUGCUAGUGUCCGAGAUGGUGCACCUGAAGAUGAAGCUGGAGGAGAAGCGCAGGGCCAUUGAGGCCCAGAAGAAGAAUGUGGAGGCUGCGUUCACACAUCACCGGCAGCGGAUGGGCCGCACGGCCUUCCUCAACCUCGUCCGCCGCAGAGGAGGUGCCUCACCGCUAAGGGGAGUUAGCGGUGCAAAGCAAAACAGCGCACUUCCUAAAACCGAGGGGGGCGGCUCCAGGUCGGAGAGGUGCAAGCCAGACGGAGCGGCAUUGAAAUCCGGCCCGGAGGAGGGCGGGGCCAGCGAGGGGGCGGACCUUGCCGAGUACACGCGCUCAAUCGAGCGGCUGAACGCCUCGCUCAGCUUCCUGCAGACGGAGAUGCAGCGUCUGGCGCAGCAGCAGGAGUGCAUCAUGCGCCUGCGUGAGCAGCAGAGCUGGGUGAUCUCACCGCCGCACGUGCAGGCGCAGCCUUCGCCACAGAGGCUCCUGCGUGAGCUGCGCAGCAGCAGCGUCGUGGGACGCGGCUCCGUCGGGUCCCUGUCCCCGAACCUGUCAUCCACGGGGUCGCCCCGGGCCACCCAACGCUCGCCUGCUCCCAUCAAGAGGAAGUCGGCCUCCUUCCACGCCCGGACCCCCCGCGCGGCACGGCCCAGCGAGCCCAAGGUCACCCCGUUCAGUCGAAUGCUGAACACACCGCAGUCGGUGGACAGUCUGCCCAGGCUGCGCCGCUUCUCCCCCAGACAAACACAAACCAUGUCGUUCGCGUAUCUGGGACACGACGAGGGACCUGCGAACGAGGACCGUGCCAGUAAAGAAAGGACGCGUCCGGCGGAAGCAGAAGACGAGCAGCCUGACGGAGACGAGAGUGCUGCUGGCACUAAACCCAGGCAGGAGGAGAAGGAUGGUGGACAGGUGGUAGACGCGAGGCAAGGAGAUGACAGCAGACCCGUUACCACCGCGGCGCGCCAGCCCCAGAGGACAGAGAGCCCGACGGUGCUGCCGACUGAAGUCCUAGCGGACGCUCCGGGCAGGAAGGACCUGAUCGAAGUGCCGUUAUCCGUGCUGAAGCUUCCGGACCGUCGUGGUCAGGAGAGUGGGAAAGAGUCGGAGAGCAUUGAGAAACCUCUGGAGCUGGACCAGAGGAUGUGCUGUGGGUUCUUCUACAGGGACGAUCAGAAAGGUGAGGAGGACAUCGCCCAGAAGAGGGCAGCACUGCUGGAGAAGAGGCUCCGCAGAGAGAAAGAAACACAGAUGAAGAAGCGGCAACAGGAGCAGGAUAUGGAGCAGAAAAAGGAAGUGGCCAGACUGAAAGCAGAGGAGGACCGUCAGAAGAAAGAAGAGGAGAAGGCAAGGAGGGAGUUUAUCAAAAACGAGUAUCUGAGGAAGAAGCAGCUCAAGCUGAUGGAGGACAUGGACAGCGUCAUUAGGUCCCGCCCACCCAGCGCCAAACAGAAGAAGCCCCGCCCCAAGUCUAUGCACAGAGACAACAUGGAGUCUUCCAAAGCUCCUGCACAGACAAACACAGGGUCACGACCUCGUGGCUUCUCUGUCUCCAGCCUAUCACUGGCCUCACUUAACUUGGUUGACAAUGAGAGUGUCCAAUCAGACAAGAGGAAUUCCAGACGCAGUAAACUCUCUCCAGGCUCUCUGUGUUUCUUUUUGAGCUCCAAAGGGAGGAAGGCCAGGCCAGAGUCUGCGGAAGGCCAGUUGUCACCAUGUCUGUCAACGAAUCGAAAUGGGGAGAACUGGGAGGAUGAGUCCACAGCGUCAUCAGCUGAAUACACAGGACCAAAACUUUACAAGGAGCCCAGUGCCAAGUCCAACAAGUACAUCAUCCAGAAUGCACUGGCCCACUGCUGUCUGGCGGGAAAGGUCAACGAGGGUCAGAAGAACAAGAUCCUGGAGGAAAUGGAGAAGACGGAGUCCAACAACUUCCUGAUCCUGUUCAGAGACUCGGGCUGUCAGUUCCGUGCGCUCUACACGUAUUUCCCAGAGACAGAGGAGAUCUGUAAGCUAACAGGCAUCGGCCCCAAGACCAUCACGCUCAAGAUGAUAGAGAAACUUUACAAAUACAGCUCAGACAAAAAGCAGUUCAGUCACAUCCCUGCCAAGACUAUGUCAGCCAGCGUGGAUGCCAUCACCAUCUACGGGCACCUGUGGCAGACCAGGAAACAGAACACGCCCAAAAAACCGCCGAAGUGAAGCGGGUGUAGAGAGCGUGGCCACGGCCCCAUCACGCCUCACUAGAGACCCAUGUGCCACUUAAAGAAUUCUCAUCACUGUUUACACCCUUUGAGUGACAGGAAGUUAAGAGUUAUGGAAGAAGUCCGAGUUUACAUGGCUGAAGUGUGAAGAUUUGACUGUUACUGGACCGGUUUGGAGAGUGUGCCAUGCAGGACAUGAAGAUUAGCCGUUACCACACACACUGUAGUCUGUCUACACAUGGCGUGUGUGUGUGUGUGUGUGUGUGUGUGUGUGUGUGUGUGUGUGUGCGUGCCAAAUCUAAACAUCGUAGCAUCUGUUCCUGAGACAGAAAAACAAUGAGGCAAUGUCUCACCUUGUUUGGUUUAAAACACAGUAUGCAUUUGUGGCCUUAUGCUUGUGUGUGUGUGUGUGUGUGUGUGUGUGUGUGUGUGUGUGUGUGUGUGUGUGUGUGAGACUGACAGAAGGACAUGUUGCACUGAAAGUUAACUUACACUAACUUCAGUUUUAAGGACAGUUUUUAGUGCACAGGAACUUAAACAUUUGCCUCCAUCAAAUCAGUGUCAGCAUUUAUUUAUGUUUUUGUAAAUAUCUUAGUGUCCCUGAAAGUGGUGCAAAACAAUCCCUUUGAGGAAGUGUGUGUGCGUGUGCGUACUGUACUGUAUAUACUAGCCUUUAAUAUGACGUGAAUGCAAAUAUUGUCUGGCUUGUACACAUUGUCAUGUGGCCUUUUGUUGUUUUAAGGUUUUCAGCUCUCCUUACCAGGGACCUAAAGGUUUUAGCUGCUGGAUAAUAACACUCAUUCAGAGAAACCUUGCGCCGCAGACUGGCGUGUAACAUGCCUAGUGAGUGUGUUCACAAACUUACUGACACGCGUCUGUCACAGGCACCGCUCAGCUGGCGAUUUGCGUAGUUUACAUCGACAAGUUAGUAUUAAAAUCAAAACAUGAUAACUGAAUAUUUUCAGAAGCUUCCGUAUAGAUGCGGCCUACGUUGCUAAUUAACGUGCUUUUUCAUAUUAGGUGUACAGUGCGUACAGAGCAGUUACAUUUUUCUACAGACUUUGUCUGAUAGCACGUUUAUUUUCUUUCUUCAGGUUCAAAAACAACUAAAAGAUGUUUUUUUUUUCCUUUUUCUAGCUGAAGAAAAACCAUCCAUCGAAUUUAUUGAAGCUGUACAUAUAUAGUUUUGCAUAUUAAACAUAUUUUUAAAGCCAUUUAAUCUUAAUGCUAUUUUUCAUAAAGUUGGUCAUUGUCAGAUGUGCGCAUGGUGCUCGUGAUAGCGUCCCAGCGCGCGGAGGGGCGAACCUUCGGCCGUUCUGUUGGGUGUUCCACGCGCUCUUGUCUGUGUGUUAAUAUUGCCUGUCUGCUGUAUGUCCUACAUAAAUACAGAUUUUCAUCCAAA